This is a messenger RNA of Pseudomassariella vexata, 1188 nucleotides long. RefSeq lists its product as uncharacterized. Bases 1 to 1188 code for a protein of 395 amino acids. The transcript has 4 exons. The record is from RefSeq and is a predicted model, not a curated record. Lineage: Eukaryota; Fungi; Ascomycota; Sordariomycetes; Amphisphaeriales; Pseudomassariaceae.
AUGGCUAGCAUGGAACUCACACCUACCGACUUGGAAGAUGAAGGCGACAGGCUCGUCGAUAUUUCCAUUGCCUUCGCCGCCCUGACAACUGUAAUCAUCGGUCUGCGAUACUACGCGAAGCGAUUCACGAGCGUCUCGUUCGGCACCGACGAUGUUUUUCUCAUAGCCGCCUACGUGCUUAAUCUUGGCAUGUGCGCGCUUGGUAUAGUGAUGGUGAAAAUCGCCGGGGUGGGACGCCAUGUGAUCUUCAUUGAGGAGAACAACCCGGCGCUGUUAACGAAGUGGGCCCAGUGCAUCCUGGCCUUCGAGAUCUUGUACUUCUCGAGCGUCGCUAUGCCGAAGCUGGCUAUUUUGUUCCUCUACCUGCGAGUGUUCAACUGGAAGGGUCCUAUGCGCGUCGUGGCGCUGGGUCUCAUUGUUGUCGUGGCCGGCACGGGUCUGGGGCUGGUCCUGACGGCCUGCUUCCAGUGUCGGCCCAUCAACUUCUGGUGGGAUCACACGAUCGUGGGCGGGACAUGCAUCGAUGUGCAAGCCUUCUUCCAUGCGUCGAGCAUCCCGCAAUUUGUGCUUGAUUUCUUCAUCAUGGGCCUGCCAUUGAAGACCAUUUGGGACUUGAAGAUGCCCACUUACAAGCGGCUUGCCCUGGUGUUGAUCUUCAUGGUUGCUAGUUUUGGCGUCGUUGCCUCCAUCAUACGAGCCAAGACCUUCUUUCAGACCUCAGCCUUUUCGGAUAGAACUUUUGCGUCCGUCGAGUUGGUAGGAUGGAGCAUCAUCGAGACGGGAACCUAUAUCAUCGCCACAUGUCUGCCGCAUCUGCGCCCCUUGAUCGUCAAAUACACCCCCCAAUGGCUGAAGGGACUGGUGCACCGAACCAUCGCCUACACGAGCAGCUCGUUUACCACGAGGAAGACCACACAUCGAGCCGAUGACGAGAUUGAGCUGACAGGGAAGACAUUGGUGAAAAGUUCUGCUGGGAAGAGCAUGUUACCAGGCCAGGAUGAUGGAUCGACUUUUCAAAACAGGGACAAGUCGACGGUCAGCACGAAAUCGAAUUUCGAUACGCGGCCGUCUGCCGAUAUUGUCGACGGGAGGCCGUGGAACGACAGUGGGAAUAAUAUCCGAGUCACCAAUGAGGUGACGAUUGAGAGUUUUCGAAAAUCUUCUCAGAACAAGGAGACCUAUUUCUAA